CGCGGCGUGUUGCUCGCGGCUCUUCGUGGUGAGGGAGAGGUCUGAAGCCGCGGGCGGAAGUUUCCUCAGCCUGGAGACGUGCGGUUUCCGCCCGUCCUGAUCCUAGCCGCCGACUUCCCCGGACAGCCUCCCUCCGCCCCUCCGUUCAGUUCUCGGCCCUGUGGGGACCUGGGAGCCUCGGCGCAGCGCCUCGCGCCCCGCCGCGCGGAUGCGCUGCGCCUGUGGGCGGGUGCGGUCCCCGGAGCGGCGGGGAGGGGCCCGGGCAGAGCGCGUCCUCCAAGCCGCUUGCUCCUUCUGGGGCCGGAAAUCACUUUGCUCCUCCUGGCGAGUUUGUAAGUUAGGGAAGCGGACUCUCCUCAGGAGAAGGGAGAGAAGGUCACGUUGCGGAGAAGGUCACGAUGCGGAGGGGCGGGGAGCAGGAGGCGGCAGGUGCGCUCCAAGAGGAUGUUCAGCUUUACUCCACGGAAAGGGGCCAGGCGCCAGGAGUGCAGGAAGGGCUGUCCUGAACCAGUGUGCCCGGCGGGGAAAGCGCUGUGAGCAGCCCCUCAAAGACCGGCUGGUGUCUCUGGAGGGGAUGCCCCCAGAAAUCUUGCUGAAGAUCUUUUCCUACUUGGAUGCUGUGACCCUGCUGUGUGCUGGAUGUGUGAACAGGCGCUUUUAUCACCUGGCCAAUGACAAUUUUAUUUGGUUCAGAAUCUAUACAACUGCAUUUUCACCUAAAAGAUGUAACUGGAAAGUUAACUCAGCAGAGAAGACCGCUGUAUCUACGAACUCACUGUCGGUUGAGGAUAAAGAAGCUGGAUAUUGGAAGAAAGAAUUUAUUACAAAGCAAAGAGCGUCUGUAAAAGCCGCGCUCGCUCGGGUUCUCCAGCCUGUCAACCCGGACACAGGCCUUCCCGUCAAAACCAAAGAGGCCCUCAGCUUUUCUUUCUCCAGAAUAUCUGGUUUAUAUUGGGUAAUUAUAUUGAAAGCAAAAAAUGGACAAGAGUACGUCAUGGAACACACUGACCUUUCCGUACAUGAUUCAUCAGUGACGAUUAUGUGGUAUGGCAAAAACUGGCCACAGCUAGCCAUGUUGUCAGCCUUAGAUUUGUGUGGUGUGACGCCAGUUUUUAUGGACCGGUCUAAAACCCCCUCCAAAAAUGGACCUCGGUGGCAUUCUUUAAUUGCAAAGUACAAUCUAAGUAACUUAACUGAAUCCACCAUGAUUGGCUGGGACAGCCUGAUUCGGAUCUUCUGUCUACACCCAGGCCUCCUGGUGGGGCUGUGGAAGAGGGAGGAAGAACUGGCUUUUGUAAUGGCAAAUCUUCAUUUCCAUCACCUUGUGGAGAAGAGCACGUUAGGCUCAGCCACUGUCCCCUACGAGCUACCUCCUCAUACCCCUCUUUUGGAUGACCACCCAGAGUACGGACUGCAUGGCUACCAGCUCCAUGUUGAUAUGCACAGCGGUGGAAUUUUCUACCUGUGUGGCACAUUUCGCAAUCUCUUUACCAAGAAAGGAUCCAUUGAAAAUGGAUAUGUGAAGCUUGUUGUUAUAAGGUUUAAAAAUAACACAGAACACCUACCUCUUAUUGGAAAAUUUGGCCUCUCUUGGAGAACUGAUGUUUUCGAUGGCUGUAUAAAGAGUUGUUCUAUAAUGGAUGUAACCCUUUUGGAUGAAUAUGGGAAGCCCUUUUGGUGUUUCAGUUCCCCCGUUUGCAUGAGAUCUUCUGGGCCCUCUGAUGGGCCUAACUUCUUGGGACAGACUUACUGUGUUGACUACGUGGACUCGGAAGGAAAAGUACAUGUGGAGCUGUUGUGGAUCAAGGAGACGGAAGAAUACUUCAUCGUCAGCCUGGUCCUUUACCUGAGGACAGCAAAAAUAAACCAAUGGUUUGGGACAGCGUACUAAGUACUGGCAGGAGGUGGCGAACUCCUGUUGCUGUUUGUUUGUUUUGGAGUGCUCACCGGUUGUGUUCUUGGUGUUGGAAGUUGAAAUAAAGCAGUCGUCUGUUUGAUGCCUUCUUCUUUCA
Neogale vison (American mink) is the source of this 2012-nucleotide messenger RNA. It is a transcript of the gene FBXO15, whose product is annotated as F-box protein 15. The record is from RefSeq and is a predicted model, not a curated record. The transcript has 11 exons. Gene Ontology annotation, molecular function: protein binding. The coding region runs from base 209 to 1891 and encodes 560 amino acids. NCBI's taxonomy places the organism in Eukaryota, Metazoa, Chordata, Mammalia, Carnivora, Mustelidae.